This is a messenger RNA of Oncorhynchus kisutch (coho salmon), 776 nucleotides long. RefSeq names its product C-X-C motif chemokine 13. The transcript has 4 exons. Lineage: Eukaryota; Metazoa; Chordata; Actinopteri; Salmoniformes; Salmonidae. Bases 50 to 382 code for a protein of 110 amino acids. Gene Ontology annotation, cellular component: extracellular region. The record is from RefSeq and is a predicted model, not a curated record. Gene Ontology annotation, biological process: immune response; chemotaxis; defense response. Gene Ontology annotation, molecular function: chemokine activity.
CAUUCAGUUUCAGUAGACACCAGCCGACCACAGCCAACACAGACUCAAGAUGCCUUUCAAGCCUCACUACCUGUUGGUGUCCCUGACUCUCUGCUGGUUCGUGGCUCUUCAAGCAUUCCCCAUGAACGGCUGUGCUGCAUGUCAGAAGUGUCGCUGCAUCCGGACGUCCUCUGCUUUCAUCUCUCCAAGGCUGUUCCACAGGAUAGAGAUCCUACCUCCAGGUGCCCACUGUCGUCAAACAGAGAUCAUCGUUACCAAGAAGGACAAAGCCACCGUCUGUGUGACUCCAGAUGCAAGAUGGAUCAACAAAGUCAUUGUCAAGUUACAAAGUACCAACAAGAAGAAGAGAAGUGCAGAACUUCCUCAUCUCAACCACCAUUGAGUGAAUUGGAACAGGAAUGUAUCAAGUUGGAGCUAAAUGGACAUAUGAUACCAAUGUGAUGCCAAUGUGACACCAAUGUGAUACCAAUGUGAUACCAAUGUGACACCAAUGUAAUACCAAUGUAAUACCAAUGUGAUACCAAUGUGAUACCAAUGUAAUACCAAUGUGACACCAAUGUAAUACCAAUGUGAUACCAAUGUGACACCAAUGUGAUACAAAUGUGACACCAAUGUGAUACCAAUGGAUUCUGUUCAAAUAUGAUUCUAAUACCAAGUGAAUUAGUUUAUCUUAAAUGAUUUCAGUAUGUAUUGAAUGUGAUUAUUUAAUGUUUUUUUUAAUCAUGUAUUGGGUCUACCCUCGAAAAAUAAACACAACCUAUACAACAUGUACAAAA